Molecule: messenger RNA, 505 nt
Organism: Gryllus bimaculatus (two-spotted cricket)
Lineage: Eukaryota; Metazoa; Arthropoda; Insecta; Orthoptera; Gryllidae
Source: the annotation of a GenBank genome assembly
UUUGUGCGUUUGCGAAUACAAUUAUUGUGCAAAAUUGAAACUAACAUGUAAAUUGUGGUAAAAUUGAUUAUUCCGAAAAAAAGAUUUUCUUCCGUGUACUUAAGUAAUUCCAUCGUAAAAGAAAUAUUCUGGAUAAAGGGAAAUGCAUUAGAAGCUGAUCAGAGGGAACAGUUGACAACUGCAUUAAUGAAAUUGAUGAACAAAUGCAUUCAGUGAACCAGUUUUGAAAACCUUUAACAAGAAUUUAGUGGUGUGUGAGUGGGUGGUUAUAGGUUGUUGCGUGUGCCGAUGCACGUGCAUAGGUAUUUCAUGUAAUGUGCAAGGUUGUGUUUUACGUCACUUCGCGUACUUAAUAUGUGUUCAUUGUGUCCUCGCAGCUAUUUCAGGAUGAUAUUCUCGUUAAAUAAAUAAAUAUUUGUGAAUUACUGGAGUUUUAAUACAGACGUCAGUUUUAUUUAUUUCUCUGUACUGUUUCACUGUUGAAAUCAUCAUGAAUGAGGUUAUG